AGCUUCCCUUUUCCCUCCUUCUUCUUUUUACUAUCCGACCACCUCGUAGUCGCUGACAGCUCCUGGCGGACGUGCAGGCAGGAUGAUAGCAGCUCAGCUUCUGGCCUACUACUUCACCGAGUUGAAGGAUGAUCAACUCAAAAAGAUCGAUAAGUACCUGUACUCCAUGCGGUUCUCCGACGAGACGCUUAAGGACAUCAUGAACCGGUUCCGUAAGGACAUGGAGCUCGGGCUCGGCCAUGACACCAGCGUCACCGCCACCGUGAAGAUGCUGCCCACCUUCGUCCGGUCCAUCCCUGACGGAUCAGAAAAGGGAGACUUCAUCGCUCUGGACCUCGGUGGGUCAAACUUUCGGAUCCUGCGUGUGAAGGUGACGCACGACAAGAAGCAGCCGGUCCAAAUGGAGAGCCAGGUCUAUGACACCCCCGAUGACAUCAUUCACGGGAGCGGGACGCAGCUCUUUGACCAUGUCGCAGAAUGUCUCGGCGACUUCAUCGAGAAGCAAAAAAUCAAGGACAAAAAGCUUCCUGUCGGAUUUACGUUCUCCUUCCCCUGCGCCCAAACCAAACUGGACGAGGCGGUGUUGGUCACAUGGACAAAGAAGUUUAAAGCCAGUGGAGUCGAAGGCAUGGAUGUUGUAAAGCUUCUGAACAAGGCCAUCAAGAAACGAGGGGACUAUGAAGCAGACAUCAUGGCGGUGGUGAAUGACACCGUCGGUACCAUGAUGACCUGUGGUUUCGAUGAUCAGCGCUGUGAAGUUGGCAUCAUCAUAGGAACGGGGACCAACGCUUCCUACAUGGAGGAGCUGCGUCACAUUGACUUGGUGGAAGGAGACGAGGGUCGGAUGUGUGUCAACACUGAGUGGGGAGCCUUCGGGGACGACGGCUCCCUCGAGGACAUCCGCACAGAGUUUGACCGCGAGAUCGACAGAGGCUCCUUGAACCCGGGGAAGCAGCUGUUUGAGAAGAUGGUCAGUGGGAUGUACAUGGGAGAGCUGGUGAGACUCAUCCUGGUCAAGAUGGCCAAAGAGGGUCUGCUGUUUGAGGGCCGGAUCACCCCCGAGCUCCUUACGAGAGGGAAGAUUGAGACCAAGCAUGUUUCCGCCAUUGAGAAGACGAAGGAAGGACUGAAGAAGUGUAUGGAGAUCCUGACGAGGCUCGGCGUGGAGCCUUCAGAUGAAGACUGUCUGGCCGUGCAGCACGUUUGCACCAUCGUAUCCUUCCGCUCGGCAAACCUGAUCGCUUCCACGCUGGGCGGCAUCCUCUCUCGCCUGAAGGAAAACAAAGGAGUCGCACGCCUCCGCACCACCGUCGGUAUCGACGGGUCUCUCUACAAGAUGCAUCCUCAAUACUCCCGCCGUCUACACAAGACCGUGCGUCGCCUGGUCCCGGACUCAGAUGUCCGAUUCCUGCUGUCCGAGAGCGGGAGCGGCAAAGGCGCGGCCAUGGUGACGGCGGUGGCGUACCGUCUGACGGAGCAGGCGCGACAGAUUCAGCAGACCAUGGCGGAGUUCAGGCUGAGCAAAGCGCAGCUGUUAGAAGUGAAGAAACGAAUGAGGAUGGAGAUCGAGCGAGGCCUCAAGAAGGACAGUCACAAGGAAGCGACAGUCAAAAUGUUGCCCACCUUUGUCCGAAGUACACCAGAUGGAUCAGAGAAUGGAGAUUUCCUGGCUCUGGAUCUCGGUGGGACAAACUUCCGAGUGCUUCUGGUAAAGAUUCGUAGCGGGAAGAGGCGAUCAGUGGAGAUGCAUAACAAAAUCUAUGCCAUACCCAUAGAAGUCAUGCAGGGAACAGGAGAAGAGCUCUUUGACCACAUUGUGCACUGCAUCUCCGACUUCCUGGACUACAUGGGAAUGAAAAGUGCUCGUCUGCCGCUGGGCUUCACCUUCUCCUUCCCCUGCCAUCAGACCAGCCUGGACGCAGGAAUCCUCGUAACCUGGACCAAAGGCUUCAAAGCCACAGACUGUGAGGGGGAAGAUGUGGUGGAGCUUCUUCGGGAUGCAAUUAAGAGGAAAGAGGAGUUUGAGCUGGAUGUUGUCGCCAUCGUUAACGACACCGUGGGAACGAUGAUGACCUGCGCUUACGAGGAACCGACCUGUGAAGUGGGGCUGAUCGCAGGGACGGGCAGUAACGCCUGUUACAUGGAAGAGGUGAAGAACAUCGAGAUAGUCGAUGGAAACUCGGGUCGUAUGUGUGUCAACAUGGAGUGGGGGGGCUUCGGAGACAACGGAUGUUUGGAUGACAUCAGGACGAAGUACGACCAGGCAGUGGACGAGAACUCGCUCAACGAAGGGAAACAAAGAUAUGAGAAGAUGUGCAGUGGCAUGUACCUGGGAGAGAUCGUCAGGCAGAUUUUGAUCGAUCUGACCAAGCGUGGAUUCCUCUUCCGGGGACAAAUCUCCGAGACGUUGAAGACCAGAGGCAUCUUUGAGACUAAGUUCCUGUCGCAGAUAGAGAGCGAUCGUCUGGCGCUGCUGCAGGUCAGGGGCAUCCUGCAGCAGCUGGGGCUCGACAGCACCUGUGACGACAGUAUCAUCGUCAAGGAGGUGUGCGGCACGGUGUCCCGCCGCGCGGCUCAGAUCUGCGGAGCCGGGAUGGCGGCCGUGGUGGACAAGAUCCGUGAGAACAGAGGACUGGAUCACCUGGACGUCACCGUGGGCGUCGACGGCACGCUCUACAAGCUGCACCCACACUUCUCUCGGAUCUUCCAGCAGACGGUUAAGGAACUCGCCCCCAAAUGCGAAGUGAACUUCCUGCUAUCGGAGGACGGCAGCGGCAAGGGGGCCGCUCUCAUCACCGCCGUGGGCUGCCGCCAAAGGGAGCUGGAAGCACAGCAGCAGCACUGAGAAGCUCCGCCCACUCUGUCCUGGAGAAGAACUACCUGCUGCUUCACCCACCGCACAGCCCAAAUCCAUCUCCCCUUGGCAGCCGUGACUCCACCUCUGCCCCACCUGGCCCCCCCACAGCCAGAGAGACAUGCUGCAUGCAUAGGGAAUUAAAACUGAAUAUCUAAAUAUUUAUUUAUACUGCACCAGAGGGUUUUAUUAUUUCCAUGUUUGUACAUUUUCCUCGAUAGCUUGUCAAUAAUCUGAUAAAUUCAAACUCCUUUAGGCGUGCAAUAUUUGUGUAUUGCUAAUUUUAUUUUUAUAUGGAGGCAAAUAUAUAAUUGUAUUUAUAUAGCUGAGGCCACUUUGAAUCCCGGAGGUCAUUUAGACACAAGAAAAAAUGUCUGCACUUUUUAUAUGAGAGUUACAGCAGCAGCAGCAUUUCAAUGUAACUUCCAAAUGAAAUGAAGGACGUCCUUCUCGCCCGAAUAAUGAUGUAAAAACUCAUUUUUACAGGCGAGCCGCUGGUUCAACUAAACUAAACCAGUUCCAAAAAACUCGCUGCAAAGGGUCGAAUGCAAGAGUCACGGCUGUUAAAAAUCAUCCUCAUCUUAUGUGCAAACACGCUCACAUAAUGUGCUAAGCUUACUAACCCCCCCCCCCCCUCCUCCUCCCCCCCUCCACCACUAUCGACCCCCUUUUUUUGUGUAACUGUAAAUGUAAACUCACAUAUUAAAAAGUAUUCCAGCAGCACCACGCCAUUUAUUCCUCAAGAGCUGAGAAGGUAGAACAAAAGGCCCAGCGGAAGUGUUUAGCGUUGUUGAUAUUUGUGAACUUACUAUACUUUCGGUGUUGUGAUGAAUCCAACUUCUACUCAUUGUAUAUGUGCAAAAGAAUAAAUGUUUAUUGGGCCCCAAGAAAAAAAAAAAGAGUGGAUAUUAUGAGCGCUUUUUGUGUGUAUUUGAGUGUCAGUGUGUCUUUCUGUAUAAUGACCUGUAGCUUUUCAAUGUCCAAAGCUCUGUGGAGACUGCAUGCCUUACAUUAAGACAAAGGAGAGUACUGGAUCUUAUCUUUUUUUUUUUUUCAAUCUUUCUUUCUUUCAUUUUUUUUUUUUUUUUUACAUCACUUUAGAUUUGUGAUCGACACGGUGAAAAGUGAAUUCAUUAAAUUAUAUUUUGUUGUGGAG
Messenger RNA from Scomber scombrus (Atlantic mackerel), 4010 nucleotides. Its product is annotated as hexokinase-1-like. Gene Ontology annotation, molecular function: ATP binding; glucokinase activity; mannokinase activity. Gene Ontology annotation, cellular component: cytosol; mitochondrion. The record is from RefSeq and is a predicted model, not a curated record. Gene Ontology annotation, biological process: intracellular glucose homeostasis; glucose 6-phosphate metabolic process; glycolytic process. Lineage: Eukaryota; Metazoa; Chordata; Actinopteri; Scombriformes; Scombridae.